Messenger RNA from Paramecium sonneborni, 388 nucleotides. Lineage: Eukaryota; Ciliophora; Oligohymenophorea; Peniculida; Parameciidae. The record is from the annotation of a GenBank genome assembly.
AUGAAUGUUCAUCUGGAAAAAUAAUAAAUUCUUUUUGAUCCUUAUAGCUCAUUGGCUUAGUAUUAAAAACUUGAAUAUUGUAUAAUACUGUAUUAAAAUCAAGUUUUUUAUAAUUUGCUUAAGUUAAAUGAAUAAUAUUCAGAAUAAACAAGGCUUUAAGUAUUGAUAUAUUAAAUAGACGAUAAGCCUAAUUGUAACAAAAUAUUUUGUUAAUAAAGUGAAACUGGACAUUUUUAUAAUAAGGAAACUUAGUAAUAUCAAAUAUUAUUGAAGUUAUAUUUUAGAUUAUGAUAAUUUUUUGCAUAUUGUGUAUUUGAAUUAAAAUAGAGGGAUUGUUGAUGCAAUAUGCUCUAAAUUAUGGUAACUGUUGAAGGUUGAUGGGAAUUGA